AUGGAAUACAAAUGCAACAAAAACAAUGACCCUAUUUUGGAGACCUCUAAACCAGACACAAAACCUUACAAUAAUACAACAACAACAUCAAUAGCGGAAAUAACAACUGCUGCUAGUCCAACAACAACAAUUCCUGCAAAUAACACCACCACCCACAUUACUAAAACAGAAAAUGAAACAGAGUGUACGGCGUCACAAGACAUCAAAUUAUUACCCAAAGCAUCACCACCUCCACAAGUUAUUAUUAUACCAGCCAAUAAUGAAGCCUCCACAGCGGCCACAAAUGCCGCCAAGAAAAUACGUCGUGCAUUUUCUAUGCCACGCAAUCCUUUUCGUUGGUCGCAUAAACUAAAAACAACUGCUACUGCUGCUGAUCACAAAACUAACGGAAGAGCAGCUCAAGAUUCUGGAGGUGGUGAGAUAAAAGGCGGAGGUUCUAGUGGUUUAACAGGAUUUUCUUCCAUUACUAAAUCCUACACAUUAUCUUCAUGUGUAGGUGGCAAAAGAGAAAGAGCUGAAAGUUUUGUAUCCCUUAAUAGUAAUGAUGACAAUUAUAUCCCCACCACUAAUACAAACAACAAGGACACACAGCAAACGCAAGCUGAGGAUAAAGAAAAAUCGAAUACAAGCAUUGCGAAAAGUUCAACAACAACAACAACUACUACAAAUAAGAAGUUUAACACAAAAUCGAAUACAAUUAAUGGAGUUUCAAGUCUAACAAAUUCCUCUACCCUGCCGACCGGUGCUUCAUUAUUCUCAACUUUACCGGCUGGUGCUAGCAAUAGUGGCAACAAUAAUAAUGCCAACAAUAACAACAAUAAUCGAGUUUUUAGACGUUCAUCAUUUCGGAAAUUUUUAAAUCGCAUUACCCAGCAUAUGACUGCUUCGUCUAAUAAACCUUAUGCCGCAACCACAGCUAAUGGUCAUACAAUAUCAUCGACCGCAGAUCGUGUGCCGCCCAUUAGUGGUUAUCAGUGGCCAAAUGAUCAAACGCCUGGCGUAAUGGGUUUAAAAAAUCAUGGUAACACUUGUUUCAUGAAUGCCGUCUUACAGUGUCUCAGUCAUACCGAUAUUUUGGCUGAAUAUUUUGUUUUGGAUCAAUACAAGGCUGAUUUAAAGCGUCGCAAUAAAAUCAAUUCACGAAAAUUUGGUACAAAAGGUGAAUUAACCGAACAAUUGGCUAAUGUUCUAAAAGCCUUGUGGACUUGUAAGAAUGAAAGUGAUCAUAGCACCAGCUUCAAGGCUGUUGUUGAUCGUUAUGGUUCACAAUUUCGCAGUUCAACGCAACACGAUGCUCAAGAAUUUCUAUUUUGGCUUUUGGAUAAAGUUCAUGAAGAUUUAAAUACCGCCACAAAAAGACGCUAUAAAAGUGUCAAGAACAACUAUGGCCGUCCAGAUGAGAUAAUAGCCGCCGAAACCUUGGCCAAUCAUAUACGUUGUAAUAAUUCCUUUGUACAGGCGGUAUUUCAAGCACAAUUUCGUUCAUCGUUGACCUGCCCACGUUGUAAAAAACAAUCGAACACAUUCGAUCCAUUCCAUUGUAUAUCGGUGCAAUUACCCCAAUUAACGCAACAGACAAUCUUUGUUACUGUAGUUUAUUUGUCACAGCAACCACGACAAGUACGCAUGGGUCUGACAGUCACUGCCGGUUCACCCAUAAUGGCCCUAAGAGAGCAAUUGCACAAGGAUACGGGUAUACCAAAUGAACGUAUGGUAUUGGUUGAUUUACAAAAGGAAGGAUUUAUGCGUGUCUUUUACGAUACACAGCCAGUGAAUACUUUACAAGGUAUUGAAACUAUAUAUUGUAUAGAAGUACCAUUGGAAAAAGAUGCUAAAGCGGAGGGUACUACCGCAACAACUUCACAACCAAAUGUAAAUAAACCACAAUCUGCCGAUUUAUUGGUGCUGGUGGCAAAUGUUAAGAAAAAGAGAGUAGAGCAAACAGAGAGCGCAGAGAAAAAGGAGUUAAUUUCCUUAGAACGUUUUGGUGCUCCAUUUUGUUUACAAAUGCCCAGAGAUUGUUCUUAUUCUGAAUUGCAAAAGAAAUUGUUAAGAGAAAUGUCGUCUCUACUAAAGCCAGAAGUGUUUUCCUAUGCCACCCCUUUGAGUGAAAUGUUUCAAAUACGUUUGCAAGAUCCCUCAGCAGAUCCAGAUACUUUUAUAGAACAAGUAGAACAUCCUUUACUAACCGAAAUGAUAGACUUGGCUUUGUCGGUAUUAUCGGCAGAAGCUGGUCCCACACAUGUAAAACUGCUGCUAGAGUGGCCAGAGCCGGAGGCUUAUUUCUGUGAUCUUUCAGAUCAAGUGGUGGAACACGAAAGUGUACCGCGUCUUUUGGCUAACAAGACAAAUGAUACAGCAGCCUUGACUUUGGAACAGUGUCUGGAACAUUAUACCAAAGCUGAAACUUUGAGUGCUGAAGAUGCCUGGCGUUGUCCUCAUUGCCAGGAAUACUUACCGGUUGUGAAAACUUUAGGCUUAUGGUCUCUACCCGAUAUUUUAGUGGUGCACUUUAAACGUUUUCGCCAACAUCAUGGCAAAGGCGCCAAUGCCGCCAAAUUGACCACCAUGGUUAAUUUUCCUUUACAUUCGUUUGAUAUGUCUCCCCACUUGGCUAGAGGAGUUAAUGAAACAACUACCAGCGGCAAUACGUUAACAGCAGAUGGUACCGCCUUCAACCGUCCCAGUCCGUGGCGUAAAACGAAGCCAGGUGAUUCACGUUCUUCCACUUUAAGUUCUCGUGACAAUCGUGAGACCCGCUAUGAUUUAUAUGCCGUCUGUUAUCAUCAGGGUGACACUUUGGAAACAGGUCAUUACACUGCCGCCUGCAAGAAUCCCUACGAUCGUCAAUGGUAUAAAUUUGAUGAUCAGCGUGUUUCCAAAGUCUCUAGUGAGUCAUUGCCCGAUGAAAUCGUUAAUAAUGAGGCUUAUAUGUUGUUUUAUCAACGUAGAACUGCAGAAAAUGCCGAAUGUUCUGGUUCGAGCUCAAAUUCCAGUGACCAUUGGAUAUCACGCAUAGCGCCACCUGUACCAGUACCGGUAGCAGCAGCUUCCACCUCCACCGCCUGCUCCUCAACGGUUGUCGUACACAAUUCGGAGGAAAAUAUGAAAAAUGAGACUAUCACUGUUAAACCCACAACUAUAGAAGAAAUUGAGCCAGAGGUUAAGACAUUAGCAACGAAAGAAAUAAUUAAGGAAAUCCAAGCAGAAGAGGAAAAUGCUCAACCUAAAAAGGACGAAGAUAUACAACAACCUAUUGCUGCAAAUUGUGCUCAAACUACUAACACUGAAACUAAUUUAGAUGCUUUAGAGAAACUUUUAGAUUAUGCCGAUGCUGAUGUUUUACACGAUGAAGCUGACGAUUUAGAGGCGAAGUUAGAGCAAUUGGAAAUUAUAGAAAAUGAGGAACAUAGCACUGAAAUCUUUACCAUGGAUGAGGAUUGUAAACUAGAGGAAGAAGUAGAGGAAAGUAAAGAUAACAACAAAGCUUUACUAACAAGCCAAACAGCAACGACUACUAAUGGCGAGGACAAAGAACUAAUAGCUAAAACACCGUUAAAAACAACUGACGAAGUGGACAAUAAUAAAAACAAAGAGAAAACACCUUCUUCAACGGCCUCCUCCUCCUCUUCGUCACUAUCCUCACAAUCACCAGCACCCAGUUCUCUGGCUGUCUCUAAAGAUGCCGCCAAUAAUUUACAAAAUAAAUUCAAUGGAUUUCUUCAAUCCCAUAAUACUACCACAACAGCAAAUGAAAAGGAACAUUUACUAUCUUCCAGCCUUAAAAGUAAUAGUAGCAGUAUUAUAGGUUCUGCUUUGGCAGGACAUUUUUCCACCUAUCGCCAACCUUGGCAUGGCAGUCGCUCAAGUGUCUCGGCUGUGGAAAAUGCCAUGCAACCCUCUACAGCAGUAGCAGCACAACAUCCUUCUCUACAUCUUAGACAUUCCUUUUCUACGGCUUCCAAUUAUCGUUUGCGGGAAUGUGGUGAUACCUUAUCUUCGGUAUUAAGAAAUUCCGUUAAUACCUGCAGUAAAGAUACUUUAAUAUUUCUAGAUCAGCAUCAACAACAUCAUCACCAUGCUGCCCAUCAUCAUCAUCGUCAUCAUCAACAUCAUAGUCUAAUGGAGGAUGAUGACGAUUCUAAUUUUAUGGGUAGUCGUUCAUUAUGGAUAUCUCCCGUAACUCCGCAUAAACUAAUAACAGUAUCACCCAAAAAUUGAGAUACAAUUUAAUAAAGAAAAACCAACCUAUUUGUAUGUUUAUUUGUUAUAUAUAACUACAAAGAAGCAGACUAUACGUUAAAAUAUCCGAAGAUUAUAUCCUUAUAUAUAAAACGAAACUAAAACUUUUUUUUAAUAAUAAGACAGACUCAUUAUGAGAAUUACUUUACAAUUAUUAAUUUUUAAGAAACAAACAUUUACAUUAAAAAAAAAAAACAAAAAA
Lucilia sericata (common green bottle fly) is the source of this 4444-nucleotide messenger RNA. RefSeq names its product ubiquitin carboxyl-terminal hydrolase 31 (gene Usp15-31). Gene Ontology annotation, molecular function: cysteine-type deubiquitinase activity. Bases 1 to 4221 code for a protein of 1406 amino acids. The record is from RefSeq and is a predicted model, not a curated record. The transcript has 8 exons. Lineage: Eukaryota; Metazoa; Arthropoda; Insecta; Diptera; Calliphoridae. Gene Ontology annotation, biological process: protein deubiquitination.